CUGGGCUCCCUGGGCCCGCGGAGGCCGGGACCGAGGCCUGGGCCGCAUCCCCGCGCCGCCUCUUCCGCCGCCGCCGGCGCGAGCUGUGAGGGUUCGGGAGGCGGCUCGGAGGCGGCAGGAAGGAGACGGAGCCGACCUCGGCCCGCCGGAGACGCGAUCGCUCCGAGCGCGCGCGGCCGCCCGCCUCCCGGGGCGGAGCGAGGAAUGAGUGAGCGCCUGCCCCGGGCUCCGGGACCCAGAGCCGCGGCCCGACUUCCUCCCCCGCCGCGGAGGCGCGGCGCGGGCAGCGGCGGCCUCGCUGGCGGAGCGGACGCCCGGGCUUGUUGAGCCCGCCGCGGCGAGGACGAGGACGAGGAGGAGGAGGAGGAGCCGGGCGGGGGCGGCCGCCGUUCCCUCCCCCGCACUCGGCGGCCGCUGGAGGAGGAAGUUCCGCUCCCUGACUAAGCCUGGUGGUGGCGGCCGGCGGCUCCGAGGCUCAGGUAUUUGGGACGCGGCCGCCUUUCGCGUCUGCCGGUCGGCAGCACCGGAUCCCUGGUGGAGCCCGGAGCCCCCUGGGCGGUGUCGGGAAGCGCGGCGGCCGACGGCUUCUUCCUGCUCCUUCCCCGGGCGCUGCUGCUUGGGCUUCCCGGCGAGGAGGGAGACCGUCCCUGCUUCAGACUUCUAGGGAGACCUUCAUGUUUUCCCACAGAGGCUCAGAUACUGCGGAAUAGAGGCGACGGAGGAGACGAAGUGAGCCUUGUACAACUCCCAUCUCGCCAACCUCCGUUUUGAGCAUCUUAACUGAGGUGCAAGAAUGGAAGAACCCACCUUGUAGCUUUUCUGCAGUGUGGCUUGCCGGCUGUACUCCUAGGAAUGAGCAGGAGACUUACAAUAACCUGACGAAGUACUGAAAGCCAAAUGGUAGGAAGAUGCCACACGACAUAAAUUAGCGAUCGUUAAGGAGGCCACUCGGGUUUUUGCGUGUAAUUGGACGAGAGCGAAAGAGGUGCUCUCUGAAAAAAGCACAACAGUCCUUUGAGAGGAGAAAUACAGAGUUUAGCCACUUUUGCCAAGAUUUUGAAAACCGUUCAGUGUGUUGUACAUUUGAUACAAGAUGAGAACUUUAUGAAGUGUUCUGAGCAAGAGCCUAAACGAUGACUACCCCAGCCCUGCUGCCCCUGUCUGGACGCAGGAUACCGCCUCUGAACCUGGGGCCACCUGCCUUCCCACAUCACAGGGCUACCUUGAGACUGUCUGAGAAGUUCAUCCUUCUCCUUAUUCUUAGUGCCUUCAUCACCCUGUGUUUUGGGGCAUUCUUUUUCCUUCCAGACUCUUCAAAACACAAACGCUUUGAUCUGGGUUUAGAGGAUGUGUUGAUUCCUCAUGUAGAUGCAGGCAAAGGGGCAAAGAACCCUGGCGUCUUCCUGAUCCAUGGACCUGAUGAACACAGACACAGGGAAGAAGAAGAACGUCUACGAAAUAAAAUUCGUGCUGAUCAUGAAAAGGCCCUGGAAGAAGCAAAAGAAAAAUUAAAAAAGUCAAGAGAAGAAAUUCAUGCAGAAAUCCAGACAGAGAAAAAUAAAAUAGUCCAAGAAAUGAAGACAAAAGAGAACAAGCCACUGCCACCGGUUCCUAUUCCAAACCUUGUAGGAAUCAAUGGUGGAGACCCAGAAGAUAUUGAGAUAAGAAAGAAAAGGGACAAAAUUAAAGAGAUGAUGAAACAUGCCUGGGAUAAUUACAGAACAUAUGGAUGGGGGCAUAAUGAACUCAGACCUAUUGCAAGGAAAGGACACUCUACUAACAUAUUUGGAAGUUCACAGAUGGGUGCUACCAUCGUGGAUGCUUUGGAUACCCUUUAUAUCAUGGGACUUCAUGAUGAAUUCCUUGAUGGGCAAAAGUGGAUUGAAGACAACCUUGAUUUUAGUGUGAAUUCAGAGGUGUCUGUGUUUGAAGUUAACAUUCGAUUUAUUGGAGGACUACUUGCAGCAUAUUACCUUUCAGGAGAAGAGAUAUUCAAGAUUAAAGCAGUGCAAUUGGCUGAGAAACUCCUUCCUGCCUUUAAUACACCUACAGGGAUACCCUGGGCAAUGGUGAAUCUAAAAAGUGGAGUAGGUCGAAACUGGGGCUGGGCAUCUGCAGGCAGCAGCAUUCUGGCUGAAUUUGGUACGCUGCAUAUGGAGUUUGUCCACCUCAGCUACCUGACAGGGGACUUGGUUUACUACAAAAAGGUCAUGCAUAUUCGGAAACUACUUCAGAAAAUGGAUCGUCCAAAUGGUCUUUAUCCAAAUUAUUUGAACCCAAGAACUGGGCGCUGGGGUCAAUAUCACACAUCCGUUGGUGGUCUAGGAGACAGUUUUUAUGAAUACUUGCUGAAAGCGUGGUUGAUGUCAGAUAAAACAGACCAUGAGGCAAGAAGAAUGUACGAUGAUGCUAUUGAGGCUAUAGAAAAACAUCUUGUUAAGAAAUCCCGAGGAGGUCUUGUCUUCAUUGGAGAGUGGAAGAAUGGGCACUUGGAAAAGAAGAUGGGGCAUUUGGCAUGUUUUGCUGGGGGAAUGUUUGCCCUAGGAGCGGAUGGUUCCAGAAAGGAUAAAGCUGGUCAUUAUUUAGAGCUAGGGGCAGAGAUUGCACGUACAUGCCAUGAGUCAUACGACAGAACCGCAUUAAAACUGGGUCCUGAAUCAUUCAAGUUUGAUGGUGCAGUGGAAGCCGUAGCUGUCCGGCAGGCUGAAAAGUACUACAUCCUCCGUCCAGAAGUAAUUGAAACCUACUGGUACCUGUGGCGAUUCACUCAUGAUCCAAGAUACAGGCAGUGGGGCUGGGAAGCAGCACUGGCUAUUGAAAAGUAUUGCCGAGUCAGUGGUGGGUUUUCUGGGGUCAAAGAUGUGUAUUCCUCUACUCCUACACAUGAUGAUGUACAGCAAAGCUUCUUUCUUGCUGAAACAUUAAAAUACUUGUAUCUGCUGUUUUCCGGUGAUGAUCUUUUACCUUUAGACCACUGGGUGUUUAACACAGAGGCUCAUCCUCUUCCGGUGUUACAUUUAGCCAACACCACACUUUCAGGUAAUCCUGCUGUUCGAUGAAGCAGCUCUGGAAGGACCAUUCUUACCUGUGUUUUGUUUACAUGGACUACUACAGAAACUAGUAUGGAGAGGAGUCUUUGAAGAACUGGACCUCUAAGUCAAGAUGACAGGGCGAAACUCUUUCUCAUAAGACUUUUCAACAUGUAAAUAUACCAACUUUGAAAUUAUUCCAUUUUAUACCUGACCAAAACAUGUUCUGGUACAUAUAAAACAGAGACCUGAUGUACUUUGAUUCGUAAUGAGAUGGUCACUUGAGAAACAAUGCCCAUUACUUCUGUAUUAUUAGAGCAAGCCAAGAACUAUAGAACACCUUGCAGGAGAUAGAGAUGGCCUUUGGAAUGAAUUAUAUUUUGUGUUUCCUCUCACAGUGGAGCAGCUUUAAAUCAAAUAUUUACACAUCGUUUAUCCCUUUUUUAUCCAUUUUAAUAAUGGAAUAAGCUAAGAUGAACAAGAACAAAAGAACACUGUAACUGUAUCAGUAACAAGAAGACAAAAAAGAAACAGAAGUACCGACCCUGUCUGAAUUUUCAUGUUCCCCAUUGGAUGACUAGACUGGCAGCCAUUGCAGUCCCAAUCUAUUUGAUUAAAAUUUCUUGAUUAAAUUUAAUUCACUGGGGGGCAUGAUCUCAUAAAGAAUAAUCUGGAAGUCUUUCUCUUCAUAUGAUACCAUUGAAACUGCUGUUUAUUGUCACCAAUGCUUAGGACCCUGGGUUUGGGAUUUUGUGCAUGUUGUUCAGUCUGGUGUGGGUAGCAUGACAAAAAGUGGGGGAAAUGGCAUUUUGUUGCCUUGAAACUUGUUCUUUCUUAGUGAAAUCCUUGAUCUUGUUGGUAAGAGAUUAUUUUUCUAAGCCAACAAGUCUACCAAGUAAAUUUUUCCACUUUAAUUUCAUUAAAAAAUUAAGAGUCAUUCACCUUACAACUUUCUGAUGCAGCAAAAUUCACUAUUCUAUUAUGCAACUUUGAAUUUGCAUUGAUAAGCUGAAUUACUUAAACAACUUAUUAAAGCAAAAACGAAACCGUGAAACUUCCUUAAAUAUUUUAUCUGGGUUGGGGACAGGGCUCUUUUAUUUAUCUUAUCCAAUGACUGAGCUUUUCACAAGUUUUUAGUUUAUUUAAGAAUAUUUAUAGAAAUGGAAAGAAUCAGAAUAGCUUCAAAAUAAUUUUCAGUGAUAAUUGUAAUUUAUUACAUAAAAUUGGAAUUUAUCUAAAGGACUUUCACUUAUCCUCAGUAGAUUUUGCAUUGAUACCUAUUUUUUAAAAUAUUACUAUUUAUAAUUUUGGCAGAAAGGACUUAAAUUUUAUCAAGAGCUACAAUGUAAGGUAAAUACUAAUGCUUAUAGGUUUUCUCUUCCUUAAAUUUCUGCAAUAGUGCAAGACACUUUUUUCAUUUCAUACAGACCUUUUCCAUUGGUAUUAAGAAGAGUUGGAAACAAUAUAGUUUAAUAUUUACUCUAAAUUUGAAUGUUUCAUGAAACAAAUUUGUAUAAGAAGCUCACUUUGGAAUAUUAAAGGCUUCUUUCUUGAUUUGGUAAUUUUUCUUUUUAAGCCUCUGUUAGCAUGUAGUAGAUUUAACUUGAGAAAGAAUUUUAACAAAUUAAACUUUUCCUAAGGAUGAUCAUUUUACAGUACCAGUCAUCAUAGAGUUCUCAUAAUUCAUCCAAUGAUCCGUAAAUGUUGCCCACCCCAAAAGUGUUCAUAGAAAACAAAAUAAAGAUGUUAAGCCAGUUGUAUUAAGUCUUAAGAACAUUAAGUUUUAGCACCAAUUUUGAAAUUAUAAGGUCUUUUGCUUGAAAAUUUUAAAUUUUGAGAAAGGUAAACUGUCACUUGAGAAGAAAAAGGAGAAAGUAUUUGGUGUUUAGAAAAAUUUAACCUUCCUUCUAAGAAUAGCACAGUUCCAUUAUGAAUCACUGAAAAGAGAUAAGUGAAAAACUUGAGUUGAAAAAUAACCCAAAGCAGCUGUGCAAAUGGCAACAAAUUCUUUCUCACCUGUUUUAAAAGAAUGCAGAGGAAAGGGACCAUCUAGGCUCCCUAGGAACUCCUCAGCAGAGUCAAAACCCCACCUCUAAGCACUGUGUGUUACUGGGACCUUAACAAAAAAUAGGGACAUGUGAAAAUAGGGCUGCUGUGAUACACAAAAAGAUUUGAGAGGCUGUUUUGUAUGUGACAGUAAGACUAGAGCUUAUCACAAUGCUUCUCUCAAUACCAAAGCAAUGAAAGUCAGAUAUAAAUAACUUGCCGAUGUCCUGUCUUAUUUUUGUUAUAGGUUGUCAAAGUGACUUCCUCCAAGAUCAGUCUUCAUCCAUAUUUUGAGUAGUUUCCAAAAGUAUCUUCUUUUUUCCUGUUCUUCACAGCCAUUUGCAUUUUUAGACCUUACUGCUCAGGUUCAGUAUUCCUUGCAUUUAUUUAUAAGACCUGUGAAAAAGCCCAGAAAUACUCUUUUCUAGGUGACUCCUCAAAGAGCCGGCACCUUAUCUUGUGCCUGUGGCACAGUUACUCAGAGUAAUCAGUUGAUGCAUAAAAGGAAAACUAAGAAUGUUGCACACUCUACCACAUGGUGCAUUUAUUUUAUUUUAGAGUCACAUUUGUUUUGGUUCAAACCAUUUUUUUUUAAAUUCAAGCAGAAUGAAACUCAACCUGUAUGGAGUUGUUAAAACCAAGUAGGCCUAUAACCAAAAAGAAGUUCCAGUGCAGAAAAGUAAGUCCCCAGUCAGGUGGCUCUUACUUUUUGGUAGCUUGUACAUCUUAGUGUCUGUCUAAUAUCAACUUAUUUCUGUCUGUGAGCAGUUGUUUAUAUGGAGAAGUAAAACCUGAUAUUGUAAGAAUGCAUUUUUUUAUAGAAUAUUAAUCUUGAUUUUCUACGAUAACACCUAGGGCAACCCAGGGCUUUACUUGGUAGAUAUUAACCAAGCAGUUUGAAAUUUUGAUUGUUAACCUCUCACGUUGUUAACCUCUCACAUUCUCCAUUCCACGUUGCCAAAGCCUUUGUCACCACUCCAAGUUGGUUGAUACAAGAUUGUGCUUGCCAUUCUUAUUACAGUGUAGUUUCUCCUUAAGCUUGAAUUUCUUUGAAUGAAUGCAUGAGUAAACGAGAGAAUGAGUGAACACACGUUUAUGGAAUACCAAGUAAGUGCCAAGCAUUGUGUCUGGCACCUUCAAUCAUUAGAAUAUUUUAUGUAAUUCAGAUGACAUUUUCUGUAUGAGAGUAAUUCAUACUAUUAUAGAGGUUUUCCAAUGUGAAUCAUAUUACAAAAUCCUUAAUUUUAUAUUUCAUUUAAAUUAAUUGAGGAAAAAGUUUAUAAUAUAUUUUACACAAUGUGUUACUAUAUAAUACAAUUAUAAAUAUAGUUAAUAGCUAAAAUCUCUUGGAAAAAAUCAAAUAUUUGAUUCUAAUGCAACUUUGACUAAAGUAUUUACUUAAGAAAAACAUUCUUAUUUUGGUAUAUCGCUUUAUGUAUAAUUAAAAUCAGUAUUUUAUAGAAAGCCUUGUUAUUUUAUAUUUAAAAAGCUUUUGUCAAUUCACAAGUAAAAUCUGCAGUUAUAAAUUUCUUUGCUCUGGUAUGCUUCCUACUAAUGGUAGUACACAUACUUCUUAAAUAAAGAAAAACACAGUAAGACAUGCCUAAAUUCCAAACCAUAAUCCCUGAUAAUUUCUUUAGCCACAAUUUGGCUAGCUUGUAUCUUGUCCACUCUUUAUGUAGAUAUAUACAUAAAUAUAGUAUACACAGGACUUAUAGUACUGUCAGUUCAUAGACAGUAACUGGUUUUGAGUCACACAGAUUAUAUAAAAAAUAUUUAUUCACGUGUGAUACAGAGAUGUUUUAAUCCACUUAAUUUGGUUCAAGAACAUUGGCGAAGAUAGUUUUCUGUUAUUUUAGAUUAUUUACAUUACAAUGGAGAUACUCUUUUUGAUCUGUAUACACUCAGCAAGCUCUUUGUGUAAAGGACCAGAUAAUAUGUGAGCCAUACAGUUCUAUUGCUGAAGUAUGAAAGCAGCUACAGAUAACGUGUAAAUGAAUGCAUAUAUCUGUGUUCCAAUAAAACUUUAUUUACAAAAACAACUGGAGGGCUGGAGAUGGCCUACAGGUCAUAUUUGCUGACAUGAUUCCACAUUUAAUGUGUGUAAGACUAACCUUUGGUCUGCAUCUUUUCUGUGUGUCUUAUUUUACGUGAAUUAUUGUUAAAGCAGGAAAGUGUAUGUGUUAAAUUGUGUGCAUUUGUUACCUAAAGUUGUGUGUUUUGUUGUGUAGAAAAUAUAUGUAUUUCUGUGGACUCUAGGUUUCAGAAUAAUAUGACUAUCAUGAAAGGAACAGCAUUGAGUGGAUAUGCUAUCAGACAUUAUCUUCAGCUUACUAUUUUAUGCCGUAAGUCUAAAUUUUCCAUGUAGAAAAGGUCUGCCUUCAAAAUACUAUUUUAUCUCCAAAUUCUGACCCUUGGUUUGGGACUCUGGAUUACUAGAGCUGCAGAAAUUUAUCCAGUUUGAUAUCCUUUGAGCUCUGAGGCAAGAAUAUCAUAGAAUUCCUGAUCUUGGUGCUGCUAAAAACAAAUCUUUUGAAAAAUUCUAGGCAACCCAUUAUGUGCUAGGUGCUUCAUUUGCCACUUGGCAGCCAGAAUUAAGACUGUAGAAGUUUACAUCUCCAUUAGCUCUGGCAUAGCUGAUUCUGAGGACUGCAGGAAAAAAAAAGAGAUGUUUGUAAAAAGAAAACUCCCUCUUGCCUAAUUCUCCACAGACCUUUACCAAUUAGUAACAUUGUUUCAAAAUGUAAAUAUGUAUCAUUUUCAAGUUAAAGCUCCCAUCAGACUCAACAUUAUACUUCUACUGUUUAACAACUAAUCUAUUUCAAACUUGAUUUGUGCCCAGCACUUGCAGAGCUCACAUAAUUGCUCACAAAAUUACACAGCAUCAUAUUAGCUAGCAUAUACAUUGCAGUGUACCAUUCUGACAAACAUAGUAAUAGAUUUUUCACUAAGAACUUUAUCAGAUGUUUCACUGUUUCAUGAAAAUUAUAGUGAAAGGGAAGUGAAUGACAGCCAGAGUUAUAUUUUCCACGUUACCGAGGAGCUGCCUUUGUAAGACUGGACCUCUUAAAGGUUGCUUUAGCUCAGUAUGAAUGUAAGUUUUGGUACUCAAAUACAUACACCAAUGUUAUUUGUAUUACAUAACAGGCUUUUAAAGAGUUGCAAAUAUUUUGAAGCUGUUUGAGUGCUGCAGAACUCUGUAAACUGCAUACCAGAAAACUUCCUGAAGAUAAGCUCAGCUCUUUGUUUGGAAAAUAAUAUUUUUAGAAAAUUUAGAGAUUAGUUUUCACUUAAUAAAGCAACUCCAAUUUUAAUUGCUGAAUUGGGAAUUGAAAUGCCGUUCUUUAUUCUCAUUGAUCUUGAAUUCACUGCUAAAAUCUUUCCCUAAAGUACUAAGUGGGGGUAAGUAUAACCACCAAAAUUGGAACUCACUGGCUGCUCCUGAACUGGUUUCCAGUCAUGUCCUCCAUAAUGUGAUUUUUACAGAUCAAAGGUAAUAAUUGUAUAUUAAAGGUCAAAUAAAGAUGUUCUUUAAGUGAAAAA
This is a messenger RNA of Cavia porcellus (domestic guinea pig), 8618 nucleotides long. RefSeq names its product mannosidase alpha class 1A member 2 (gene Man1a2). The record is from RefSeq and is a predicted model, not a curated record. Gene Ontology annotation, cellular component: endoplasmic reticulum; Golgi membrane; extracellular exosome. Gene Ontology annotation, molecular function: mannosyl-oligosaccharide 1,2-alpha-mannosidase activity; calcium ion binding. The coding region runs from base 1134 to 3059 and encodes 641 amino acids. NCBI's taxonomy places the organism in Eukaryota, Metazoa, Chordata, Mammalia, Rodentia, Caviidae. The transcript has 13 exons. Gene Ontology annotation, biological process: mannose trimming involved in glycoprotein ERAD pathway; carbohydrate metabolic process.